GAUGUUUGAUGUAGUAAAUGAAAGUAUGAACUAAUGGAGUUUGAUGAAUUAAAGAAAUCAACAAUGUAUUUCUUUAUUAUUUUUAUGUUUAUACAAUUAUUCGAACCAAAGUCGUGUACGAAUUUAGAUAAAUAUGUUACGAUUACAUGUGCAAAUGAAACUUCAUGUGAAGAUUUUGAUUACGAAUUCAGUAAUUUCACUGAUAUUUCAAAUAUUGAAACUACAAAUGAUCCAUUGAACGAUGGUGAAUGGGAGUUAAUUACGACCAGUACGCCAGGAAAAAAUAUUACUGUUACUAAACCACCACCAGUUACAACAACACCAAUGCCAAAUACAAUGAUUCAACUUGUUAAUAAAUCAAUUACUGCCAAUAUUAUUAGACAAAAGAAGGUCAUCAAGAAGAGCCAAUCCGAAAUAUGUCCAUGUGAUUUACAGUUCUCUCGGUGUGAUAUUAACUGUUGUUGUGACAACGAUUGUACAGAAUUUCAUCUUUCAGUAUUUUCUGAAUGUUCUAACGUUCGAGAUGGAUUAUAUGACAAGCGUUAUUGUUACAAUACAAACUUUAUUCAAAAAAAUAAUACAAAAUUUAUUCUGGAACGAGUGGCCAAUAAUCUUUUUUGUAUUUCGUACGAUAACCUUCCACCUGUUUAUACUAAAAGCAGUACAAUUAAAAUAACAAAUAGAAAAAAAUUUGACGAAAUAUUAACCAAAGAGUUAGAAACGAAAUAUACUUGGGAUCAAAUGGAUUUAAUUAUUCCUGAAACUCUAAACACUAAUCAUCCAUAUCAAAACGGAGAUGUCAUAUGGAAAGUCAAUUCAGGAAUUAUUAAACCUUUCGAACUUCCAAUCAGUGGAUUCACAAAUCAUUGUUCUUUGAAAAACACUGUACAAUAUUUGAAGGACAUAAAAAACACAUGCUUGCAAACUAAAUUAGAAAACGAUAAUCCAGAGUUAUUUAUUGAUGCCUACAAUAAUUUCACAGUUGUGUCAUCUCCAUUAUUUUUAAAUUUGACAAAAAAAGCACUUUGGACAAAUGAGAGCUGUCCAAAAAAUGUUUGUAUUCCAAUCGAAAGUCAAUAUUGCUUACAAUCCUGGGAUAUGUGUAAUAUUUUAACUCCAUUAAAUUCAACUUGUAUAAAUGGUACCUGUAAAAAUAUCGUAAAACGAGUACUAUACAUUAUCACUCAUAAUGGAACAAUGGGUAUCCAAAAAAUUCGUAUUAACUUUCAAUUAGAAAAUGUUUCAACCAAUUUUCAUCAACAUUUUCAAGUUAAACACGAGUGGGCAGGUUUUAAUGAUAAUAAUAUUAUUCAUCGAAGUGGUAAUCCUGGUUAUCUUAUUAACAAACCAAUUAUUAUUGGUUCAUUAACAAAAUUUGUUAGUAAUAAGGUUGUAAAUGAAUUUAUUAGCAUCAACAAAUCGAAUUAUUUUCUAACAGUGCCUUUAGCAUCACCAAAUUAUCAAUGUAAUGAAAAUGAUCGAUAUACUGUAGGUUUUGGCGAACAUUUGAAGACAAAAUGUUUAGUUUCAUUACAAGCUUCGAAUUUUUCAACAAAUUCAUGCUCUGAACUUCAUAAAAAAGUCCUUAAAAUAUUUUUUGAUGAAUCUAUGAUAAAUAUUACAGCUAAAGAACAAUAUAAGUGGUACGUAUCAAAAGCUAGUAAUAUUUCGAAUAAUAAUAAAUCAAGUUGGAAUCAAAUUCUUUUGAAAAAAAUUCCUAAAAAUGUCCUCGGACAAAAAAUAAAGAAUGAAAUUCGCUGUUCUGGUUUAAUAACUACAUUAUAUAUAGAUAUUAUUUAUUAUCUAUUACCAAAACCAGAUGAUAUCGAACAUUAUAAAAUUAUUGGUGUAGGAAUGACACUCUCAGAUGAAAAAAACAUUACAUGGUCUGAGUGCUCUACUCCUAAUUGUACAAAAACCUUAGAACUUGAGCUAGUCACUUAUGUUAAAUUCCAUGAUGUGUCUUCACCAAAUACUUAUUAUGCUGGUGGACCUAAUCUAGAUGUUAGUCUGCCUUAUGAUUUUUUUUAUCCAUUCAUGAGUGGUUUUAGUAUACGCAUAGAACUGAAUUUGUAUCUUUUUGCUACAAUUUUUAUCACAUUGCUAUUUUUAUAAAUAUCGAUUAAAAGAUAGAAUUA
This is a messenger RNA of Chelonus insularis, 2138 nucleotides long. It is a transcript of the gene tctn, whose product is annotated as tectonic. The record is from RefSeq and is a predicted model, not a curated record. Gene Ontology annotation, cellular component: ciliary transition zone. The transcript is spliced from 5 exons. Bases 34 to 2115 code for a protein of 693 amino acids. Gene Ontology annotation, biological process: cilium assembly. NCBI's taxonomy places the organism in Eukaryota, Metazoa, Arthropoda, Insecta, Hymenoptera, Braconidae.